GUAGUUAGUACUUGACAGUGACCCGAGUCAGACGCAGUCCAGUGACGGUUCAGUGUUGUGUGACAAAAAAAAAAUAAACAAACAAUGAAAAUAAAAUUUGCGGUCACCGUGAUUCUGUGUAUUUUGGGUCACGCGUGGUCGUGGGGUCGAGGUGACUUGGAGAAGUAUGGUCCGUUCCAAUUGGCUUUACAUUCAAAAUUAAUAAAAUGUGAACACGAUAGAACACUGAAUUUGGAUGUCAGCGGCAUAGACGUAUACUUUUAUGACUUUCCAAGGAACGAUGUCGAAACAUUCACCAUUGACAACGCAGCUAAGGGAAUACUUUCACUAAACGAACUGGAUAAAACGAAAAAGUUCCUGAUCUUCGUCGGUGGAUUCAAAUCUAACAUUAACAAGAAAACAGAGGAACGUGUUAGGGAUACAUUCAGAAAUUAUCCAAACAGCUACUUAGUUAUUCUUGACCAUUCCCCGUACACAAACGACAGACAAGGGCACAUUAAAAGUUACGAAAGAUCCGUCAAGUACGUUCACUACAUUGGGAAAGCGUUGGCCCAAAUGCUGACGGGUUUGAAGGAAGGUGGGAUAUCUUCUAAAAAUAUACACUGUAUUGGCCAUAGUUUAGGAGCUCAAAUUUUGGGCCAUACUGGUGAAAUAUUUUACAAUAGCACUGGUACCAAAAUUGCAAGAAUUACUGCUUUGGAUCCAGCUGGACCUUGUUUUUCCAACAGCUUGAUACAGGAACAGGUUCGGUCUGGUGUGGCGGAUUAUGUCGAAGUGUACCAUUGUAACUCUGGUGGGUUGGGGACAACUAGUAUUUUGGGAGACAUAGAUUUCAUUAUCAACAAGAAAGGUUCAACUCAGCCGAAUUGUAAAACACCUUUGGUACCAGGUAUAUUUGACUCUUCGAAAGCUGCAAAAUGUAAUCAUAGAGCAUGCAUUGAUAUUUACACGGCAACUGUAAGUAAUCCGAAUUGGUUUUUGGCGUGGAAGUGUGAGACAUACAAAUCAUUUAGAAAAGGUCAUUGUUAUACAAACGAAAGCACCAUCGCCGGUUUCUGGAAUCCCGGUAACGCGACCGGUGUUUAUUACGUUUCAACCGAUGGCUACGAUAUAUAAUAGAAAAAAAUGUAUUAAUUAUUCAUAUUAUUUAUUAAAAUAGCUUUUUAAAUAUAUUAAUUGCCAUUUAAAGAAAGUACACCAGCAUUAUUGCGUUUUAUAUUAAGUUAUCUUUUAAUAAAAUUGAAUAUUUGUUUUCGAUACAAUAAAUGAUAUAUUAUAAAUAGA
Vanessa tameamea is the source of this 1284-nucleotide messenger RNA. RefSeq names its product lipase member H-like. Gene Ontology annotation, biological process: lipid catabolic process. The coding region runs from base 85 to 1116 and encodes 343 amino acids. NCBI's taxonomy places the organism in Eukaryota, Metazoa, Arthropoda, Insecta, Lepidoptera, Nymphalidae. The record is from RefSeq and is a predicted model, not a curated record. Gene Ontology annotation, molecular function: lipase activity. The transcript has 2 exons.